AUGAACUUUGACGAUCCUUUCGCGGGCGAUUUAAAGUCCAUUGACGCUGUCAUGGCGGAAUUCUCUGCUGAGCAGCGUCGUCGGUCACAACCACCACCACCACCACCGAGCGGGGCAUCAACGCUGUCAGCGGCAACCGGCAGCUUCUCGAGCGCGUUUGUGGAGGGCCGCGCAGGCAGACGCGGCGUCGUGUCCCCUAAAGGCCUGGGGCGACAAGCACCGCCGGCGUCUGCAUUUUCGACAGUGGCAAAAGCACCAGCUUCCACGGCGGCGGUAAAAGAAGAGCCCAUGCCGUGGGAGGUAGAUGACAUCCCUCCCCCGGCCACGCGCACAAGUGCGACUGUGAUGAGCUCACGGGGUGCGUCGUUGGUGACAUUUGUGGGUGGGAGCGGCCGACACGACGCGGUUGCGGCUGCACGGAAUGACGGCGACGACGAAGAUCCGCUCGCCUUUCUUGAGAAGACGACGUCGUCAGCGGUGCUGGCUUCAGGGCGAAGCCAGUACGCAAACACUGCGGCUGCCGCGCCUCCGCAGGAGCACGUGGAGGACGCGGAGAUGAAGCGGCAGACACAGCGACGUGAUCUUCUCUCCUCGCUGGACGCUGUUGCGAUGGAGCUUGAUCACAUGCAUGGUAUGCUCGACACCCUGCAACUACGGGCGGACACCGAGUUAACGGAGCUGGAGACAAAGAUCAUCGAGAAGCAGACGGAACUCGCCUCCAGCGAGAGCCGCGUCGUCAGCGAGCGGCGCCAGUAUGACUCGUACCACCAACGACGUCUGAUGGAGAUAAGUGAGCGCACCCCCGAGCUGCUGCAACGACAGCAGGAGGAGGUGACGGCGGCGGAGAAGGAGCGCUAUGGGGCCCAGUUGCGCGCCCUCACGACAGCGGUAGAAGAUGCCAAGGUCAGAAUAGAUCGGCUGUCCCAGCAGCGUGAGUUACUGCUGCAGCAACAUAGAUAUGAUGAGCAGGGCAUCUUCCUAGCCCUGGCAGAAGAAGAGACGAGGAGUGAAAAGAAGUCCGCUGCAGAUGGGGGUGAUUCUGGCGGCAUGGAUACUGCAGCAGAGGAGAGUCACACAAUUAGUACUGAUAGCGAUAGCGGUGUUGAGGCCAAGAUGAAGGCCGCUCUCCGACUGAUUCGACGACAUCAUGAUGAGCGACUGGAGUCCCUUGCAAGCGGCGUGGUGCAGUUUCUUCACCAGGAAACCAGGGAUGUUGCCGGAGAGGUGCGUAAGGUGCACGAAUUGGCGUACUUGCAGGAUGCUGUCAGGCGCAAGGAGGAUCUCGGGGAGUUCAUGCAAGACUUCCUGCGGCGCUAUCGCGAGUUUUUCCAGCGUCGUACAGAGUUGCGAUCACGCAGCAUGGCUGCCCUGCGACAGGGAUUGCAGCAAGCUACGGAGCAACUGCGUUUGAACGCCAGGCAGCGUUUGGAGUCACGCACGCGAGAGGUGGCGGCGAAGAUGGAAGCAGCCGCACGGCGCUUCGAACAGCUUGCAUUGGAGUCUGCCGAGUGUCUGCAGCGAAAAGCCGCCGCGGUGCAUGAGAGUGACACGCUUGCGGCAAAAAGCCAGCGAGCCGACUUGGAGAACCGCUGUCAAGUGGAGCGGGCUGUCACGGAGAGGCUCCAGCAAUCUGAGGAGGAGACGCUGCAGAGGCAGCUGGAGCGAAUGCUGCGGAUGGGCAACGACGGGGCCAAAGAAGACGACAGCAAUGAGGUUUGGAAUGGCGACGGUGCGGCGCUGCAGAAGCAGGUGGCGCAGGGCAUGUGCACAGCGAGGGCGGAGUCCAUCGCCAGCAAAGUGCGCCAAUUGGAGUCGUCUGUGCAGCAACUUCUCCGCGAGCAGCUGAUGUGGAACCAGGCACACCGCGUCGAGGGAGAGGGCCACUUGUUCCUGACAGAUGAGGAGGUUUUCUUGCGUAUGGCGUUGCAGGAGAAAGAGGCCACCGUCGUGGCCUUACUGCAAGAGGUGCAAAGCCGACAGAGUGAACUAUCGGCAACGCGUCAAAGAUGUGGCGAGCUGCGGGAACACAUCGCUGCCAACCUCCAGGAGGACGUGCAGGCUGUGCGACAGCAACGCUUGGCGCGGGAGUCUCACCUUGCGAGCGUUGAACUCCUCCGCAUGGCGUGGGAGAGGGAGCAGCGGGAGCUGCUGCAGUGGGGCCAUGAGGUGAUGCUGACUCCUGCAGGUCCCACCGCUCCGCUUGCCCCCACCGCCGCACGCACACACCUCCCGACGGCCAGCACAACGACAGAAAUAAUGCAGCGACUCGCGGAGCGCAACCGGGCGAUUAUGGAGGAGCGGGCGAAAGUGCGCGCCCAGCGGCGUCGUCUCUUUCACGCGAUGGAGAAGGAAAAUGCCGACGUCUUCGCGAGGCAGCGCGAGACGGAGUCGCGUUGGAUUCAGAUGUGUGAGCAACUACUUAGCCUCGUGGUAGCGGAGGAAGCGGCGACGGCGCGGCGGGCCGCCGUGGGAACGGAGAUUGCGAAGAUGGCGGCGAUGAGGGAGCUAAUAAAUCACGACAAGGAUCUGUUUCGCGCCCGCCGCGAGGAAAUGCAGGAGGAGGUGGAGCUGCUCAAGAGGGAGCUGCAGGCGGCGCUGACGCAGAAGGCAGAACACGAUGCACUGCAACAGCAAAUUACCGCGGAGCAGACGGCGUUGGCGCAGAAGCAAUAUCAACUGGCCAUUGAGCAGAGCCGUGUAGAGACGACUGCUGCGGCUGAGGCGGAAGCGGAGGGGCAGCAGCGACGACAGCCGCCCCCAAAAGAGCCGCCGCACGCUGGCCGUCCGCUCUCUUUUGGGAAGUACUCACCGUGUCCCUCCGCCGACGUCCUCCAGGAGGUGACGGGCUGCGAUAACAUCCCUGCCCCAAAAGUAAGUCAGCAGGAGCAGCAGCCGCCGCUGGGGAUGGCGGGAAGAAGAAGCACGCUGCCCCCCAGCAUGAUGCCCCCGAACGGUGGGGGAGGCCCGAGUCGCGCUUCAUCCUCUCUGGAGGCGGCGGGGGAAACGGGCUUCUCCCCGUAA
Molecule: messenger RNA, 3021 nt
Organism: Trypanosoma conorhini
Lineage: Eukaryota; Euglenozoa; Kinetoplastea; Trypanosomatida; Trypanosomatidae
Exons: 1
Coding region: 1-3021 (1006 amino acids)
Source: RefSeq, a predicted model, not a curated record